GGGCGGAGUCGCGCACCGUGAGAGAGAGAGAGUGAGAACGCAAAAGAGAGAGAGAUAGAGAGAGGGAAAAGGGGGCAAAGGAAGAGGGAGAGAGAGCGGGGUGAGGGAGAGAUUCAAGCGGCGCUGCGGGCUUAAAAAGUGUCCUUUUCUUGCUUCCGGUGAGGCGCAGCAGUCGUUUCCUCCGCAAUACACUCUCGAGUGGUCGUGUGUUGCCUAUCAUAGAAGACCAAAAGUUGGAGCUACCCGGUGCGUGCGUGGGGGGACUUCUAUAACAUGUCGCGGAAUAAGGACACCGACGGCGGCUGGAGGAGCUUUCUGUGGAAUUCCGAGAAGAAGGAGUUUCUAGGAAGGACCGGGGGCAGUUGGUUCAAAAUCCUUUUGUUCUACGUUAUCUUCUACGGAUGCUUGGCGGCCAUCUUUGUGGGGACCAUUCAGGUGAUGUUGCUCACCUUGAGCAAGUACAAGCCCACCUACCAGGAUCGGGUGGCCCCCCCAGGUUUGUCACACACGCCACGCUCUGAAAAGUCAGAGAUCGCAUUCAGCAUCAGGGAGCCAAAGUCCUACGAGAAGUACGUGGACAGCAUUGACAAGUUCCUCGCGCUCUACAACGACGAUCGCCAAACCGACUUGAUGAAAUACGAAGACUGCGGAGACACUCCUCAGCCGUACCGCGAUCGUGACAGCAUUGACAAGGACAAAGGGGAGCGCAAAGCUUGCACCUACAAAAGGUCCUGGCUGCAAAGCUGCUCGGGCAAGUCGGACAACAUGUACGGCUUCCAGCAGGGAUCGCCGUGCAUCAUCGUCAAACUCAACAGGAUUGUCAAUUUCAGGCCCAAGGUCCCCACCGAUGAUGAUGUGCCUGUGCCUUUUCAAGCCCGAGUCAAGCCCAACUCCGUGCCUAUUUUCUGCAAGAACAAGCGCGAAGAGGACGCAGACAAGAUCGGCGAGAUUAACUACUACGGCUUUGAAGGCAGCUUCCCGCUGCAGUACUAUCCGUACUACGGCCGGCAGCUGCACCCCAACUACCUUCAGCCCCUGGUGGCCAUCCAGUUCUCCAACAUAACGCUGGACCAGGAGGUGCGCAUCGAGUGCAAGGUGUACGGCGGCAACAUCAAGUAUAGCGAGAAGGACCGCUAUCAGGGACGAUUCGACGUCAAGUUCAACAUCAAAUCGUGACCUCUUCCGGCGGUCGGUCAGUCGGCGCGCACUCUUUACCACCCCCAGCCCUCCUCCUUUGUUUUGACAAGCAGGUCUCCCCCCCACCCCAAAAGAAAACACGUAGAGCCAACUGAGAUGAUAAAAGUCACAUCCGCAAGAAAAAAUAAACACCACUAUAGUAGUCUUUAAAUAAUGACACAAUACAGCAGUGGUUCUCAACUCUUGCUACCCUACUCCAGUUUCUGCCCGGGUUUUAAGCCAAGGAAAAUAUUGUUAGCCUAACAGGAUGAUUGCCAAAGUCAUUUUUGUUGUGAUAACAAAUUAAUGAAAAGUCCUGUUGCCUCCAUUGAAAUUUUGCAGAUUUACUACGACGUGAUGACUGAGAAUCUACAGAUUAAAAAAAAAAAAAAAAUGCAACAAAGUUAAAAAUGACUCAGGCAAUGAUGUAAUUAUUAAGCUCACAAUAUUUAAACAUUUAAAAAAAAGAAAAUGUCUUGCACACCGCCACCCAAAAAUGUUUUGAAAAGUAUGUUUCUUGUUCUGCCUGUCACUUUACAUCACUAGCAUAGAUAGAUGAACAAAUUUUAUUUGCCAUUGAUAAAUCCUAACUUUUGGACCAAUGUCACUUUCCCAGUGGAUGGGAAUCACUGCCUUCGGACACAGGUGCCAAACCUCAGGCCUACAUCUGGCCUGUCACAGCAUUUUAUGCACGGUAUCGUCAUUUCUUGCCCAAAUCCGUGCCAAAAUUGUCCUCACGUUAAAAAUGUUGAAAUAUUUUGUUUGUCAAACUCCUUUUUAAAAAAGAAAUUGAUACUAUUUUAUUGUUUUCCUAUUUGUUGUUAAUAUGUUACACCAUUACACCUUUAAAUGGUUUCAGAGUUAGAGCCCUCUAAGGGUGACAAAAUUCACUUUUUUUGCCAAAUAUAUGACUAUGACCAUGAAGAUUCAAAUUUCUUUAACGCAAAAAUCUGGACUUGUUUUUUGAAAAUAAAAAAAAAACAAAAAAUCAAGACCUUUUUCCUGAAAAGGUAUUUGUACUUGAUUUUUGUUUUGUUUUAAAAUAUAUGUUUGAGGGUUUUUUUUUUUGCCAACAAUUUUUAUUUUUAACUCGUCCUUAAAAAUUCUAAUUCUAUCCUACACUGCCAUACGUCAGCACCGUAAACUGAGGGCGCCUCUGCCAUUUUCUACUCCCCGCCCGCCACCUCAACCCACUUUUAGGUGCUGUACCACCAGUUGAGAAUCACUGCUCUACAGGAUUGUAUUCCAUUUGAAAAAAAAAAAGGUGCGCGCUUCAUUCCCACAUGGGCUUUUCGUGUCUGUCCACGGUUUUAGGAUGUGGCGUAGCAAUAGCAAAUCAAAUCAUAUUUAUUCUGCUGUACAUGAUGAAUUUCACUCCUUCAGAGCCGUAUAGACGCAUCCAUACUGUCUGAGGUAAUUAAAAAAAAAAAAAAAAGAAACUCCACUUCUACUACUACUACUACUACUACUACUACUUAUUACUACUGACGUGUUUGUGUCGUAAAAUCUCGUCUCGUCCGCUUCUGCGUGAGUGUGUCUGCGCGUGUGCAACUAACUGAAAUACUAGCGCGGUACUGGAUACCAUCAAGGAAGGAUCCAUCAUUUGUACGCUUUUCAUUCCCCUCCAUCUGUUGUUUGUAGUUUUUUUUGUAGUUCCUAGCAGUCCUGUUGAAUGUUUUAGCCAUGUUCAUGGUGCAAGAAUUUUAUAUUUAUGCAGUUGUACAUUUUAUUUCACUUUCAGAAAUGUCAUGUUUUAAAUCUGAUACCAAAGUAGUCGCUGGUUGGAAAAAAGAAUUUCAAAAGAGUAUCAAUGCAGUAUCCCGUUAUAUGUUGAGAAAAUUAAGAAAAAAAAAAGAAAAUGAAGAAACUCUAAACACUGUCAGAAGUCUUCUGGUCACUUUAUUUAAUCUGGCUGAAACAAUAAACAACAACAAAUUCAA
This is a messenger RNA of Syngnathus typhle (broad-nosed pipefish), 3116 nucleotides long. It is a transcript of the gene atp1b1a, whose product is annotated as ATPase Na+/K+ transporting subunit beta 1a. Gene Ontology annotation, biological process: potassium ion import across plasma membrane; sodium ion export across plasma membrane; intracellular sodium ion homeostasis. The transcript has 6 exons. NCBI's taxonomy places the organism in Eukaryota, Metazoa, Chordata, Actinopteri, Syngnathiformes, Syngnathidae. The record is from RefSeq and is a predicted model, not a curated record. Gene Ontology annotation, cellular component: sodium:potassium-exchanging ATPase complex. Gene Ontology annotation, molecular function: ATPase activator activity. The coding region runs from base 274 to 1176 and encodes 300 amino acids.